Molecule: messenger RNA, 589 nt
Organism: Stegastes partitus (bicolor damselfish)
Lineage: Eukaryota; Metazoa; Chordata; Actinopteri; Pomacentridae
Product: GTPase IMAP family member 2-like
Exons: 1
Molecular function (GO): GTP binding
Source: RefSeq, a predicted model, not a curated record
CAUCCAGUGUCUGAGCUGAGGGUUGUUCUGUUGGGGAACAGCUGGUCUGGGAGGAGUUCUGUUGGGAACUUCAUACUGGGAGAACCUGUGUUCAACACUGAUGAAGAACCAAACAACUGUCUGAGAAUAGGAGGACAACUGAAGGAGGGAAAAAUAUUUCUGAUCAACACUCCAGAUCUGCUGAAUCCAAACAUCUCUGAAGACAAACUAAGAGAACAUGUAGAACUCUGUGUGAGACUCUCUGUUCCUGGACCUCAUGUGUUCCUGCUGGUUCUACAGCCUGAAGACUUCACUGAGGAACACAGACUGAGGCUCUGCAGAGUCCUGGAACGAUUCAGUGAUCAAUCAUUUGAUCAUUCAAUGGUUCUGAUGUCAAAACCCAAACAGAAGAGUCCAGCUUCAAGGGAUUUUAACAUACACCAGGCACCCUUACAGGAGAUGAUCAGUAUAUGUGGAUUCAGGUCACUGAAGCAGGAGGACCUUGAACUUCGAGAGUUACUGAAAAAUUUUAAACAAAUUGUAGAGAAGAACCAUGGAAACCAUGUGAUGUGUCAUCAACUGACCAUAAAACACAAAGAAGAAUCUGUUG